This is a messenger RNA of Monomorium pharaonis (pharaoh ant), 2429 nucleotides long. RefSeq names its product nose resistant to fluoxetine protein 6. The transcript is spliced from 14 exons. Bases 183 to 2303 code for a protein of 706 amino acids. Lineage: Eukaryota; Metazoa; Arthropoda; Insecta; Hymenoptera; Formicidae. Gene Ontology annotation, molecular function: acyltransferase activity, transferring groups other than amino-acyl groups. The record is from RefSeq and is a predicted model, not a curated record.
AAAUUAACGGUGCAUCAGUAUUGCUCGGUACAUUGAUUGUCGAUCCGUCAAAGAUCACACAUCGUAAAAUUGCUGUUUUUUUUUUCACUUCUUCAGUGUGCCGGGAGCCGCAGGUUUCGAAUUUAUCGGUAUUUACCGGUAUUGAAGAAAUAAGAAUAAUUGCUACAGACAGAGGCUCUAAGAUGUUGCACCGACAAUUUACCUGGUGCAUUUGCUUAAUUGUAUUACGCUGUGUUUCUACAUAUACUCAAGAAUUUAAUGAUGGUCGUAUUCAAAUAUCGCCAGCUUAUGUCAUUGCUUCAAAAGCCGAUCUUUUAAACUCAACAACAUGUGGGAAAGAAUUGCAGAACUUCCGAGACGCUGUUAAUCGACGACUAUUAUGGAGUUUAAAAAUUUUAGACUCCAGUGGUGGAUAUAAACCAGGUUUUCUUUAUGGAAAUAAUUAUUGGUUAGGCAGUCGUAGUCAAUGUCUCGAUACGAUGAAUAGGAGUCCGCUAAGGAUAUCACCACAGAAAAUAUUAAAUGACAACCAGUAUCAUGAUCCGGAACAAGAAUUUCCGCCUUUCAAAAUAAAUUACUUUGUCGCUCAUUUUAAACACAAUACUUUUCAAUAUCACAUAAAUGUAUUUGAAGAGGAUGUGAUAACACUUGGACUCUGUCUGCCAGCAUCGUGCUCUAUAAAUAAUUUGAGUUUUAUUUUGAAAAAAAUAUUACAUGAUAAAAGCAUCUUACACACAAUGCACAACCUUUAUUUCGCGGAUCUGAUUCAAGUUAAAGAUCUAAAAAACAAUGACAAGUGGCUAUCCGGAGGUGCAUUAAUUUUUAUCUGUGUAUUUUUAGGGUUUUGUUUCAUGACAACAAUCGGUACAAUAUAUGAUAUACUCGUGUAUCAAAAAAAUAUAAAGGAUAAUGAAAAGAAUGAAAUUGAUGACGAUAUCAAAAACGUGUCUAAAGAAAACGAAACAAAAUUAAAUUCAUCUUUGCACUGGAAAAAUACAACCGAAAAUAUAUUAAUAUGUUUCUCCGCUUACACAAAUACGAGAAAAAUAUUUAAUACCAAAUUAAAUGAUGCGACAAUACCGGUCAUUCAUGGCUUAAAAUUUCUAAGUAUGUGUAUAGUAAUAGGAAGUCACAGUGUAUAUUUUACAUUAGAUUCUAUCGAUAAUAAGAUAAUAAUGUGGAGAUUUAUUGAGAGUACUGGUUAUUUAAUUGAUCCAUUUAUUACAUUCCUAAGUCCAGUCGAUACUUUCUUUUUUUUAAGUGGAUGUUUGGUGACUUAUUUGUAUUUGAAAAAUAAAGUACUAAUUAAAUCGAUUCGAUGCAAAGAGAAAUUAACUGAAUUCUGUAUCUAUAUAAUAAUAAGAUUUUUUCGGUUGACACCCGCAUACAUGAUGGUGGUAGGAAUAUUACAAUUAAGUACCGCUUGGUUUGACAAGGUAUCUCAGAUUUAUAUGUACGAGAGAUCGCAUGAAACGUGCGCGAAGUACUGGUGGAGAAAUCUACUAUACAUAAAUAAUUUGUUUGCUGUCGAUUCAAUGUGCAUGAGUUGGAGUUGGUAUCUAGCUAAUGACAUGCAAUUUUUUGUAAUCGCUGUGGCAAUAUUAAUUUUAUCGACUAUGUACUUUUACACUGCUGUUAUAACAUUGGGUACACUUUUAAUAGGCUCCACCAUUGUUAGCGGUUAUAUUUCAUACAUUUAUACAUAUGUACCAACACUUAAUGAAACGUAUAGACUCCGAGAUAUUUUAUACAUCCCACCAUGGACGAGAAUAAAUUCAUACAUUGUAGGAAUAAUUACAGGUUAUACUUUAAUAAAAUUAAAUAAUAAUUUGCUCUUAAAAAGAGAAAUUAUAAUUCUGUGUUGGUGCAUCUUUUGUUUUGCCAGCGCUUGUAAUAUUUUCGUGUUAUUUUACAAGCAACUCGAAUCCAAUUUAACUAUUGCCAUUUAUGUUGCUUUUCAUAAAACAUUUUGGACCAUAGGUAUAGCAUGGAUUGUAAUAGCGUGUUCUACUAAACACGGAGGCAUCGUUAACAAGUUAUUAACACUUAAAGUGUGGAUUCCUCUUAGCAGACUCACGUAUUGCGCUUAUCUUAUACAUCCUGUCGUCAUACGGUCGAUUAGGUAUUAUAGUGAAACAUCAAUUUAUUUUGAAUUUCUGUCUUUUGUUGUUCUAAAUUUUGGUUACAUUACGAUCAGUUACUUUUGUGCUUAUAUAUUGUCUUUGACAGUAGAAAUACCUUGUAACUCGUUAAUGCGAAUGUUUAUACAACAUCGUAAUAGGGUGCAUAGGAAAGUAUUGUAAUUUUACAUACAAAUAUAUAAGAUACUAUGUCAUAUGCUAGAAGUUUAGAAUUAUUUAAGUAUUUCAAAUGUACGUUUUAGAAAGAAAACUUUAACACAAAUAUUUUAAGAUUAAAAAAAUAUUAUA